Molecule: messenger RNA, 8981 nt
Organism: Seriola aureovittata
Lineage: Eukaryota; Metazoa; Chordata; Actinopteri; Carangiformes; Carangidae
Gene: ankrd44
Product: ankyrin repeat domain 44
Exons: 28
Coding region: 792-4010 (1072 amino acids)
Cellular component (GO): cytoplasm
Molecular function (GO): protein binding
Source: RefSeq, a predicted model, not a curated record
UUUAAUAAACAUGUAAAAACGGUGGUAUGAGCCUUUAAAACAGCCCUAAUCCUCAUAUAACCCACAUCAGUCCAGUCUGUGAGAGUGGUCUCUUCACACUCCACUACAUCUGUGAGCCUAUUCAUUUUUCAUGCAGCAUGUUUUAUUAGUUUUGGAUGGUGCAGUUGUUUCCAGUGGAUGGCAGCAGCGAGGAGGGCUGCUGGUUGUUGUUGAUGCUGAGGAAGCUUCUCCUCCACUUCUGCAUCUGAGAGGAGGAGAGACAGGCACCGACUUCCUGUGAGAUCUGUGUUCAGCUGCCUAGCUGCCUCUCCGGGAGGCUUGUGGCUGUGCAGACCGGGGAGGAGGGAGGCUUCUGUGGGUGGUGUAUGGCUGGGAAAGGCGCAGGGGACCUCCGUGCAACAGAACCGGCGGCAGCAGCAGCGGCAGUAGCGGCCAUAAAUGUGGAUUGUUUACACCGGUGGGUCAAGCUCCCGUUCCUGCUUCCCCGCCUCCCCGCGACUCCGAGCGGCCGCCUCGGCUCGGCAGCGUCGCCGCACAUAGCGUCAGUGGAGCGGGGCUGAUGGCCCUGGUGCUCGGCCGGGCCUUCAUCAUCAUCAUCACCACCACCACCAUCAUCACCCGCCUGUGUGUGUGCUAAAGUGAGCUACGAGAGGCCGGAUACAUUAGUGAAGCGAAGAAGCGGAGAGCGGGGAGCAGCAGAGGAGGAGCCCGGGUCUGGGCGCAGCAUCGCGCCGUGCAUGGUGCUGCGGUGUCGGGGGGGGAGUGGAUGAGCAGCCGGAGCUGACCCAGAGAUGGCUGUCCUCAAACUGGCCGACCAGCCUCCUCUCAUCCAGGCGAUCUUCAGUGGAGACCCUGAGGAGAUCCGCAUGCUCAUAUACAAGUCUGAAGACAUCAAUGCUCUGGAUACAGAGAAGCGCACUCCGCUGCACGCAGCGGCCUUCCUGGGUGAUGCCGAGAUCACCGAGCUCCUCAUCCUCUCCGGGGCACGGGUCAACGCCAAAGAUAAUAUGUGGCUCACCCCUCUCCAUCGCGCCGUGGCAUCUCGCAGCGAAGAGGCGGUGCGAGUUCUGAUCCGCCACUCGGCUGACGUGAACGCCCGAGACAAGAACUGGCAGACGCCGCUGCACGUCGCUGCGGCCAAUAACGCGCUGCGAUGCGCCGAGGUCAUCAUCCCGCUGCUGAGUAGUGUCAACGUGUCGGACCGCGGCGGACGCACCGCCCUGCACCACGCUGCCCUCAACGGCCACACCGAGAUGGUAAACCUCCUCCUCACUAAAGGAGCCAACAUCAACGCCUUUGAUAAGAAGGACGGCCGGGCGCUGCACUGGGCAGCUUUCAUGGGUCAUCUGGAUGUGGUUUGUCUGCUGGUGAGUCAGGGGGCGGAGAUCAGCUGUAAAGACAAACGGGGAUACACUCCCCUCCACACGGCGGCCUCCAGCGGACAGAUUGCUGUGGUCAAACACCUGCUCAACCUGGCUGUGGAGAUAGACGAGUCCAAUGCGUUCGGGAACACGGCGCUCCACGUGGCCUGUUUUAACGGUCAGGACGCCGUCGUCAGCGAGCUGAUCGAUUACGGCGCCAACGUCAGCCAGCCCAACAACAAGGGCUUCACCCCGCUGCACUUUGCUGCUGCCUCCACACACGGAGCGCUCUGCCUGGAGUUCCUGGUCAACAACGGGGCUGACGUCAACGUACAGAGUCGGGACGGGAAGAGUCCUCUUCACAUGACGGCAGUUCACGGACGCUUCACUCGCUCCCAGACCCUCAUCCAGAACGGUGGGGAGAUCGACAGUGUGGACAAGGACGGUAACACCCCUCUUCACAUUGCUGCCCGCUAUGGUCAUGAACUCCUCAUCAACACGCUCAUCACCAGUGGGGCAGACUGCACAAGGCGAGGAGUCCAUGGCAUGUUCCCUCUCCACCUGGCUGCUUUGAACGCUCACUCCGACUGCUGCCGGAAGCUGCUGUCCUCAGGUCGGAGGUUUAGCAUAAUGUGUAACGACUCGGUCCUGUCUGCAGGCUUCCAGAUAGACACCCCUGACACUCUGGGGAGGACCUGCCUGCACGCUGCUGCCGCCGGAGGUAAUGUGGAGUGUGUCAAGUUGCUCCUGAGCAGUGGAGGAGACCACAACAGGAGAGACAACUGCGGCAGGACUCCCCUCCACUACGCGGCGGCCAGCCGUCACUAUCAGUGUCUGGAGACUCUGGUGGCUUGUGGCACCGCCAUCAACGCCACCGACCAGUGGGGGCGCUCUCCCCUGCACUACGCUGCUGCCUCGGACCUGGACAGGAGGCGUCGUGUUGCUCUGGAGCCGGAGAGUGAAGGAGUUCAGGCGGAGAGAGAGAAAGAGGCAGCGCUAUGUUUGGAGUUUCUGCUUCAGAGCGGAGCGACGGCGUCGCUGAAGGACAAACAGGGCUACAGUCCCGUCCACUACGCCGCCGCCUACGGACACAGGCACUGUCUGGAGCUGCUGCUGCACAGAGACGACUGUCACCAUGACGACCCUGAAUCUCCGAACGCCAGGAGCCCGCUGCAUCUCGCUGCGUACCACGGCCACGCUCAGGCCCUGGAGGUGCUGCUGCAGGGGGAGAGGGAGGUGGACCAGGGGGACGAGGUGGGGAGGACCCCCCUGGCUCUGGCUGCUCUUCGGGGCCACGCUGACUGUGUUCACACCCUCCUCAGCCAGGGGGCGUCGUCGCGCUCCACCGACACGCAGCACGGACGCACCCCCGUGCACCUGGCAGUGAUGAACGGUCAUACGACGUGUGUGCGCCUCCUGCUGGAUGAAUCAGAGGCUGCAGAUCUCGUGGACGCUGCUGACUCUCAGGGACAGACUCCUCUGAUGCUGGCGGUGGCUGGAGGUCACGUCGACGCCGUGUCGCUGCUGCUGGAGAGGGAAGCCAACGUCAACAUGGCCGAUAACCACGGCCUCACUGCGCUGCACCUCGGGCUGCUGUGUGGUCAGGAGGAGUGUAUUCAGUGUCUGUUGGAGCAGGAAGCCUCGGUUUUGCUCGGCGACUCUCGGGGUCGUACGGCCAUCCACCUGGCUGCUGCCCGAGGCCACGCCUCCUGGCUGAGCGAGCUGCUGAGCAUCGCCUGCUCUGAGCCGCCAUCCCUGCCGCCGUUGAGGGACCAAAGCGGAUACACACCGCUGCACUGGGCCUGUUACUAUGGUCAGGAGGGGUGUGUCGAGGUCCUGCUGGAGCAGAAAGGUUGUCGCUGUAUUGACGGGAACCCCUUCACCCCUCUGCACUGUGCUGUGGUGAAUGAUCAUGAGUCCUGUGCGUCUCUGCUGCUGGAGGCGAUGGGAUCAGACAUCGCUGGCUGCAAGGACGCAAAGGGCAGGACUCCUCUUCAUGGUGCGGCGUUCGCGGGCCACGUCGACUGUGUCCAGCUGCUCCUUUCACACGAUGCACCUGUUGAUGCUGUGGACCAAUCAGGUCACACUCCACUGAUGAUGGCUGCUGAGAAGGGCAGAGUCGGGGCUCUCGAGCUGCUGUUGACCAGCGCCAACGCCAACCUCAGUUUGACAGACAAAGAUGGCAACACCGCCCUGCAUCUAUCCUGCAGUAAUGGAAAAGAAGACUGUGUGUUGUUGAUCCUGGAGAAACUGUCUGACACUGCGCUCAUAAACGCCACAAAUGCAGCGCUGCAGACUCCUCUCCACCUGGCGGCUCGCAGCGGUCUGAAGCAGGCGGUCCAGGAGCUGCUGUCCCGAGGAGCCAACGUUCAGACGGUGGAUGAGAACGGUCUGACCCCUGCUCUGGCUUGUGCUCCUAGCAGAGAGGUGGCUGACUGUCUGGCUCUCAUUCUGGCUACCAUGAUGCCUUUCUGCUCCCCUUGCAGCUCCGGGGCUCCCUCCCCAGGCUCCCUGCUGAGGCAGCUGCCCCACCAGGGGGGUAAAGGCCCGGGCACCGGCCCUCGGGGGCCACGCAGCCCCAGGAACCCCUCCGGACCCUCCAGCGAGGGAACCACCGAGAACGACUCGGAGGACUCGGAAACCUUCUGACCGACUCUCUACCCUCCCACCUCCGACUGUGCGCCUGAACUUUUAACUUCCCCUCCUCCCCCCGGAGCGACGCAGGGUUCCUGCUCUGUGAGGUGCACUCUUCAGGUGGAGGUGUAGAGACUUGGUCGUGACGCAGCGUGGAUGUUUGCAGUGAUGGAGCCAAGCGUUCAAUAUCAAAUAAAUAAAUCAAUCAUCACAUCAAUAAACUACAGAAAAUAUAGAAACAAAACAAUAAUUAGUAAAAAUAACUUCAUGUCAGAGUUUCUGUAAUUACUGCUCGUCAAUGUUCACGUCAACAUCAAAGUCGUAAUUACAACUCAGGAAAUUCAAAUCUUUCUGAAAGCUCCGGUUUAUCUGACUUAAAAUAGUGCGGAAGUCUGUUGAAGGAAAUUAAAUUGUACUUAACAGUAUUAUAUCAUAGAUACAGUGCUGCAGUGAAUAAGUAGGAUAUGUUAACACUCACGUCUAAAUCUGCAGUAAAAUUAACUUAAGAUUAUUACUUUGUUCAAAUGACACUCCUGCAGUGUGAAACAUUUAGAAUGUAAUGUUGAGUUUUUAUAAUUUCUUGUUCUAUAUAUUUUCAGUGGUGGUGAAAAUAUUCAGAUCCUUUAAAGUACUAAUAUCACAAAGUCAAAAUCCUACAUUGAAUAUGUUACUUUAAUAAGUAUAUAAGUAUAAUAAGAAAUAUGUUCUUAAAGAAUUAUAAGUAUAAGUAUUCAAUGCAGAAAAAUGGCCCAUAAUCAUAAUUAUGGAUUAUUAUUACCACUAACGCAUCAAUGUAAAAGUGUUUUACUGUUGUAGUUGGUUCAAACUCAUUUUUUCCCCUUUUAUAGAUUAAACUUCUGAUUAUUUUCUCAAUUAAUUGUUUGAUUGAUUGUUUGGUUUGUGAAAAUUUUGAAAACACUGAUAAUCACAAGCCAUAGAACCCAAUGCUUGUUUUAAAAAAUAAAAUAAAAUAAAGAAAAUAACUUGCAGGAAAUCUUCACAUUUGAGAAACUUGAACCAUGAAGAUAGUUGUUGGUAGUUUAUAACAAAACGUCAUAUUUUAUAAGAUCUAAAUGAACUAAAGCUGCCAAAUAAAUUUACAAUAUUUCCCUUUGUUGUACACGAAUAAAUAUUCUUAGUUACAUUCCACCACUUUUAAUUUAUUUAUGUGAUUAUUUCUUUUUUAGUUAUUUAAUAUUGAACAUCUGCGGCUCCGCACCGUCUUCAUGUGGGAACAUGUACAGAAUCUCCCUCCUCUGACUCCAGGCUGGAGGCUCCGAGCUCUUUCCAAAAAACAAAAAAAAACAAAAACAAAACAGAAAAAACAAACAAAAAAACCAGAGACUGAUGGGAGCAGCUGCACUGCCCCGGACUGACUCCUGCAGCCGAACAAGUUGCUCCCUGGAACUGUGGCUGAAGAAGGAUUCGAUCCGGACCAGUUCUGGUUCUGGGUCUGCAUGCUUGUGUUAACUCACACCACGGUUCGUUCUUUCUACUCACGGGUGCUUAAAUCCAAACCGACCUCGGUACUUAGUCUCUGCAUGGCAUAGCAACGCGCCUCUGAGACUCGUUUUGUCUUAAAAAAAUAAUAAUAAUAAUUAAAAAAAAGCCAUUUUUAACUGUUUGUACAAAAUGAAGUAGACCGUUAAGAAAGCUACGUGUAAUUUUAACCUUUUUAUGAUUUUGGCUUGUUGUUGUACCAAAUAUUUGACUUCCACCACGCGUAGAUGACUACACAUGACAAGGUACACGCAGUAGAGCUUGAUUUUAACAACCGAAGCACAAACUAGGAUUUUGCUGUUUGAUUUUGAAGAACUGUGGCUGGAAUGUGAAGUUUACAGCCUCCAGAGGACGUUUCGUCGUUUCAAUAACCGCCAGGAAAGAGGAAAUCACACUGGGUACAUCUCAACUCCGUUCACUACGUUUCCCCUCAUUGGCGUCUGUCGGCUGGUUCAUCAUGUGGAUUGUCAUGAAAUUUUAUCCAGACAUUCGCGGCCCCCAGAAGGUGACUCCCGCUGACUGUGAGCCACCGACAGGUCGACGUGUUUGACUUGUUCUGAAAUAUCUCAACAACUGCUGGAUGUUUUUUUUUUCCAUGAAACUCGAGACAGACGUCGUUUCUCCCCUCGGGAUUUAUUAUAAUAACUUUCCAUGAAGCGCCGUCAUCAGGUCAAACUUUUAAUUUGUUUUGUGACCAAAUACCUGCAAAACUAACGACAUCCCCCAUCGACAGAAAAUUACUUGGCUGAUUAAUCGCUUCAGUUAUUUUUCAAACAACACUGCCAAACAUACGUCGCUUCCAGCUCCUGAAAGAUUUCAAGUGUUUUCUUUGUCAAAACAUCCACGAUUGUUGUUCAGAAGUUUUCAUAUAAUGUUUUCUGAUUGAGAAUCAGAUUGAAGUGAAGGCGGAGGCGAACGUUUCUCAUCCUGUUUUACAUAGAAAUGAAUGGCGAGGAGAUUUUGGUCCUACUAGGCCUUUAAUCAAAUCCUGGUCUCGUGGAUCCUUCUUCCUUAAAGCAAAAACAAAAGUUAAAUGAUGUCGAACCGGAUCAGUUUCUGGGUCAGGAUCAGGUGAGGGAACUGGGAUGUGCCCACUGAGGAACACAGGGUUUGUGCAGACUUGAUUGAAAGAGGAGAUUUAUGCAUUUUUCUUUUUUUUUUUCCUGUGGCCCUUGAACGGCCUCCUGCACUGUUUCGACUCCCAUGUUUUUAUCCCGACCUGAAGUGCAACACCUCGUAGACCAGGGUAGCCGGCGGGGACCAAACUCACACCUAUUUCCCACCUGGGCAGCUCUAAAUGUCGAAUCAUGCAAGCCCAGAUUCUCCACAAAGACCAAAUUCCUGCGGCGAUGAAAAGCUCUUUUGAGGUCUCCUCAGUUCGUCGUGGUAUUUAUUAUUAUCUAAUACAUGAUGGUACAAAUACUGCCAGCACUUAAAUGUAAAAUAACACAGGGCCUUGACCACUUUCCUCCCCUCUGUUUGUCUACCUACCAGCUAUGUGCCAUUGUCCUCAAACGUGUCCAGUGCCUUGAUGUCGAUUUAAUUUUUCAUUUGGUUUCCUUUACCACAUAUCCUGUGUUAGUAGAUCCUGAUAUUCUUAUGAUUUUAAAGCAACAGUUCACCAGAAUUACAAAAUAAAUUGUUUUUAAAUGAACCCUAGUGGUGCCGAGUCACACGGGUUCGUCCAGGUUGGGAGAUAUUGGAUUUUUGUUUUUUUUUGGUGCAUUUUUAUAGUCAAGUCGAGGCAGGAAGCAGAAACAAUGUGCCAAAUAUCAGUGAUCAAAAGCUCCAGAAGAGCUACUAAAUGGACCCGAGGGUGACAGUGUUUUAUCAGAUAUUGUUUUCAAGAUCGAGAAUGAACUUCUACGUCAACGUGGAUCAGAAAAAAAAAAGAAAGAAUAAAGUAAAUUUAAAUAUUUUCAAGUUCAUAAUAACUGGGCAAACUCUCUGUGCUAAAGAAGAUCAUGUGAAGUGAUUGAAAGCUCCAGAACAGCUACUAAAUGGACCUUGAAGUGAGAUUGUUUUGUCAGAGUUGCAGUUAUUCUGUAAUUAUCUGGGUUUUUAUGGUUCAUUUAUUUUGUAUCGUUUUAUUAGAAUUGAAAUUAGUUGAUUGACAUAAAAUUGAUCAACUAUUUUUAUAAUCAAUUAAUCAUUAAAUCAUGUUUUUUUUUUUUUAAUUUAAAAUUCACUGGUUUCAGCUUCUCGAAUAUGAAUAUUUGCUGGUUUUAUGUUUCUGUUGGUCUGAACACACAGGAAGUCUGAAGAAGUUAAUUUGGGCUUUUAGCUAUUUUCAAUUAAUUGAUUAAUGGAGAAAAUAAAGUCUAUAAUUGCUGUGACUGUCGUUAAUGAUUUUCGGUAUCUCAGAACCUGGACGAAUCAAACCACAACUAUCUGCACGUCUCGUUACCACUAGAAACCAAAUUUAUUUUUGUGAUUGUGGUGAACUGAUUAUUUAAUGUCGAGCAUAAUGUGAGCGGUUUAGUUUUCGAGGAGUUUUCUCUGCAUGACGGAUCAUUAUGCAGAUGUUUUUAUUUUGGUGACAUGGUGUCUCACUCUUUUCUCUCCUUUUGAUGCUGAUGAUUUCCUGUAUUUGUCUUACUGUCAACAAAUCCCACGAAGAGACAAAGACAAUGAUGUUUUGUCUCUUAAUACGACUUCCUGUUUCCUAAUGAAGAUAUAAAUCUUUAAAAACCUCACAAAUAUUUACGUUUAUUUAAAAAAAAAAAAAAAACAGCUGGGCGCUUGCUGGGGACUAUUUUGCGCUGCGGAUUAAUACACAUUUGCUGCUCUAGUGUGGCACAUUAAUGUGUUUUUAAUACUUUUUGGACAACAACAGAGCACUUUUAAUACUUUUACUAGGAUAAAAAUCAAUGUUUUUAGUCUUUUCAUGUGAUUUGUUGACAAUGAGAAGAAUGUCAGCCUUAUCCUUUACGUUGGUGUGUGUGUGAGAGUGUGUUAGCUUAGGUACUGAUAUGAAAUUGAACUGCUUUUGUAUAUAAUGUUGACAAAAAGCUUCGUAUGAAAAAAAAAAAAAAUCUCCAUCAAAGAGUGACGUCUCCAUCCUGAACGGUUGAACACGAACAGUGUUUGUUUUUCUCUUUCUUUUUGUUUUGGAUGAUGUUUUCAGGACGGACUUACAGAUGUGUAUAUUAAUGGAUUUGAAGUUUAAAUUGAAACCCCCCUGUUAGCUGCAGUUAGAUUGAAACAAAGAUGCCUGAGAAGCACAUGUUGUUAACAAGCACAGUCUUUUUCUGCCUCUACUGUCCCUGCUGAGAGACUGAAUCUGUCUGCCAGUAUUAUAAUUAUAAUUAUUAUUGUUGUUAUUCUACCAGAAGAUGAGCUUCACCAGUCCUGACAAUCGUUAUCGUCAUGUGUCUGAUGAUUUUCAUACCAGUUCCUGAUGCAGUACGACAUGCUGAGGGCUGUUUGUCAGCUACCCUUUGUUUUAUAGAAAUUGUACAAUUAUAAAAAACCUGUUUGAAGUUA